GGUACUGUCAUCAUAUGAUAAGAAUGGAGAAAGCAUUAAAUUACAAAUUUGAAGAUCAACCAGUCAACUGGAAUACAAGAGAUUUAUUGUUAUAUGCCGUUGGAAUUGGCGCCAAAGCUGGCGAUAUAGGACAAAUAUAUGAGAACGAUGAAAAUUUCAAUGCAUUCCCUACAUACCCCGUAGUUCUCAACUUCAAAGGUGACAGUAACGACGUCGUAGAUUUUGUUGAAUUCGCUUCAAAAUCCGGUGGGAGUGUACCUGGAUUACCUGAUAUGGAUCCAACAAGAAUAUUACAUGGCGCACAAUAUUGUGAACUUAUCAAACCACUCCCGGUUAACAGUACAGACAGAAAUUUCCACAUAAAGAAGCGCAUCGUUGGCGUGAAUGAAAAUCCGAAAGGAAUCGUCGUCGACACAGAAUCUGUCUUGGUUGAUGGAAAAGGCGAAGCAUAUGCUAGAAUGUUUUCAUCAACUUUCAACGUCGGUGCCAAAGCAACCGGUAAACAAUUCUCGAAAGCAAUCGCUGUUUCACCGCAAGCCAAACCAAAACCAGAGCGUGCAGCAGAUCAUGUCGUUAGCGAUUUAACAACAGAAGAACAAGCAAUUGUUUACAGGUUAUCAGGUGAUUAUAAUCCUUUACACGUCGACCCAUCUAUGGCUAAAAUGGCUGGAUUUAAGAAGCCGAUUUUACAUGGUUUAGCCACCUUCGGUAUAGCUGCUCGAGCAUUAGUCGGUGCAGUUGGCGAUGGUGACCAACUUUCAAUCGAAGCUAUCGGCUGUAGAUUCACAUCACCAGUCAUUCCAGGUGAUAAACUCAGCACGCAUAUUUGGAAAGUAAGCGACGAAGAAUGUGUAUUCGAGAUGAAGAACGAAACACAGAAUGGGAAGACAGUACUUGGUAAAGGUUACGCCAAGCUACGCAAACCACGCCAUUCCAAACUCUAAAUUGCUAUGAUGAUGAUUGUAAAAAUAAGCUGUAUACUUUCUUGUAGUCGAAAUUAAGACAAAGAAGGCAUGUAUUUACAUAUAAGAAGUAAUUAAAAGUGU
Messenger RNA from Wallemia mellicola CBS 633.66, 1046 nucleotides. Its product is annotated as multifunctional beta-oxidation protein. The transcript has 5 exons. The record is from RefSeq and is a predicted model, not a curated record. The coding region runs from base 15 to 944 and encodes 309 amino acids. Gene Ontology annotation, cellular component: peroxisome. NCBI's taxonomy places the organism in Eukaryota, Fungi, Basidiomycota, Wallemiomycetes, Wallemiales, Wallemiaceae.